AUGAGAGCAGGACCUGAAGUUAUUCAGGGUGCUUUGGAUAUGAUCCAACCCCAUCAUGAACCAUGGGACUACCCCACUAAUAUUGGCUUCCCAACUCCACCCUUCAACCCUUACCAGUUCAAGCCUGUUAUGGCAAACCGUUGUGUGAACUUGGGGCGCAACGAGCUCUCUGAGUGGGUGGAGCAAAUAGCAAAGCAACUCAUAGAGGACUUACCUGGUCAGACUGAGAGUAGCAUAGAUAUUUUGCACUCUGACACAACCUCUCAGGACAAAUUUGUCCCAUCAAUUCUUGGAGACUUUAGGCCAAGAAAAGCUGCAAGAAGAAACUACGAUGACACCAUUGGAAGCGAGGUUCAAUGGACCGAUGAGCCUAAUCAAGUUUCUGAUCAUCAUGCAAGGAAUAUAAAUAGAGGGUUAAGUAGGUUAGAUGAGCAUGGCUUAUCCCUAAUAACCCUACUUCUUGAGUGUGCGGUUGCAAUCUCAGUUGACAAUCUAGGUGAGGCACAUAGAAUGUUACUUGAGCUAACACAAAUUGCCUCACCUUAUGGGGUUUCAUGUGCUGAGCGAGUUGUGGCCUAUUUCGCUAAGGCCAUGUCUAGCAGGGUAAUCAACUCAUGGCUUGGUAUAAGUUCUCCUUUAGUCAACUACAAAAGUAUUCAUUCAGCUUUUCAAGCUUUCAACAACGUUUCCCCUUUCAUCAAGUUUGCACACUUCACAUCCAACCAAGCAAUCCUUGAGGCAUUCCACCGCCGCGAUAGGGUUCACAUUGUUGACAUUGAUAUCAUGCACGGCUUGCAAUGGCCAGCCUUAUUUCACAUCCUUGCCACGCGAAUGGAGGGCCCUCCGCACCUUAGAUUGACGGGGAUGGGCACGUCAAUAGAGAUUUUGGUGGAGACAGGAAAGCAGCUUUCGAGUUUCGCUAAGCGGCUUGGAAUAUCAUUUGAAUUCCACCCAAUUUUGAGGAAGUUUGGAGAAAUUGAUGUUUCAACGGUGCAGGUUCGGCGCGGAGAAACUCUAGCCGUGCAUUGGCUUCAACAUUCCUUAUAUGAUGCUACUGGACCCGAUUGGAAAACAAUGAGACUACUAGAAGAAUUGUCACCAAGAAUCAUCACAUUGGUUGAGCAAGAUAUUUCACAUGUUGGGUCUUUUCUAGACCGUUUUGUUGGGUCACUACACUACUACUCGACCAUUUUCGAUUCCCUUGGAGCAAAUUUGCCUAUUGAUGACCAUAAUAGACACAGUGUUGAGCAUUGCCUUCUAUAUAGGGAAAUCAACAACAUAUUGGCAAUAGGAGGGCCAGCAAGAAGUGGGGAGGACAAGUUUAGGCGUUGGAAGAGUGAGCUUGCAAGAAGAAAUUUUCUGCAAGUGCCCAUGAGUGCAAAUUCUUUGGCUCAAGCACAGUUGAUAUUGAACAUGUUCCCUCCUGCUCAUGGAUAUAGCCUUGUCCAAGGAGAAGGGACACUCAAGCUUGGGUGGAUGGAAACUAGUCUGUAUACUGCUUCUGCAUGGACUUCAACUGCUUCUAGGUAG
Quercus lobata is the source of this 1530-nucleotide messenger RNA. RefSeq names its product protein SCARECROW-like. The record is from RefSeq and is a predicted model, not a curated record. The transcript has a single exon. Lineage: Eukaryota; Viridiplantae; Streptophyta; Magnoliopsida; Fagales; Fagaceae. The coding region runs from base 1 to 1530 and encodes 509 amino acids.